Molecule: messenger RNA, 1407 nt
Organism: Oppiella nova
Lineage: Eukaryota; Metazoa; Arthropoda; Arachnida; Sarcoptiformes; Oppiidae
Source: the annotation of a GenBank genome assembly
CAGCGGCCAUUUGAUCCGUUGGACUACGACUUGGAGGCGAGUUUCCGAUUGACCCGGUUUUCCGAAUUAAGAGGAUGAGGGUCUAAAGUCCCUCAGGAACUGCUCAGUCGGCUCUUAGAGGGACUUAAGUCGGUCACCGCUGGUCAUGACGGGCUCGCCUCCCAUGACUCCCAUCACCACAUCGACCAUCACAUCCACAAUCAUAUCAACCAUUCAUCCAAUGAUACGCAUCAACAGUACUUCCAUCAAGAGAUGGGUCUCCCGAAGAUUGGUAUUGGUAUGGAUUGUGCGGUAAUACCGAUACGACACGGAGGAGGGCUUGUGCUCAUACAGACUGUCGACUACUUCUACCCAUUAGUAGACGACCCGUAUAUCAUGGGGAAGAUAACGUGCGCUAAUGUAUUGAGCGAUUUGUACGCAAUGGGAGUCACUGAUUGUGAUAAUAUGCUAAUGAUAUUAGGCGUCAGUCAGAAGAUGACAGACAAAGAGCGCGAUGUCGUCGUCCCCAUCAUUAUGAGGGGCUUUCGGGACUGUGCUACAGAAGCCGGCACACAAAUAACUGGCGGACAAACUGUUCAAAACCCUUGGCUUACGAUAGGAGGGGUGGCGACCAGUAUUUGUCAGCCGUCUGAAUAUAUUAUUCCCGACAACGCAGUGGUCGGUGAUGUACUGGUGCUCACAAAACCUUUGGGAACACAAGUGUCGAGUAUAUCAUACCAAUGGUUGGAACAGUCGGACAGAUGGGCGCGAAUUAAAUUAGUUGUCACUGAAGACGAUGUGCGCAAAGCGUACUUGAGGUCAAUGGACAGUAUGAGUCGUCUGAAUCGUGUGGCGUCCCGACUGAUGCAUAAGUACAACGCUCACGGGGCCACUGAUGUGACGGGGUUUGGGCUCUUAGGUCACGCCCAGAACUUGGCCAGAGUUCAGAAAAAUGAAGUGUCUUUCGUUAUACACAACCUUCCAGUGAUCGCCAAAAUGGCAGCCGUCGCCAAAGCGUGUGGUAAUAUGUUUCAACUGCUUCAGGGACACUCACCUGAGACUUCCGGCGGUCUACUGAUAUGUCUGCCGCGAGAACAGGCGGCCGCCUAUUGCAAGGACAUAGAGAAGCAGGAGGGCUAUCAGGCCUGGAUCAUAGGUAUCGUCGAGAAGGGCAGCAGAAGCGCCAGAAUUAUAGACAAACCGCGUGUUAUCGAAGUGCCCGCUAAGGAGAAGGACGGAGAGCUUUGGUAACACUAAUCACUCAAUCAUUUCACUCACAGAAUGACCGACUUUUUCAUCAAAUCAAUUCGUUUGCAAUGAUUUUUCAGUGAUAGCCCUCUCCGGAGGUUCACUCAAAAUGAUGCCUCGAUUUCGAGCGAAUUAUAAACAAUUUUUUUAAUAAAUUCUUUAUAUUUACUAUAUUUAAAA